Molecule: messenger RNA, 1050 nt
Organism: Iphiclides podalirius (scarce swallowtail)
Lineage: Eukaryota; Metazoa; Arthropoda; Insecta; Lepidoptera; Papilionidae
Source: the annotation of a GenBank genome assembly
AUGUUUAAGCCGCUACAGCAGCCGGUGUUCCUGCAGACAACUACUGCUCAGGUCAUCACCGGAAUAUUUGUAUGGACUGCGCUGUUCAUCACUUGUCAACAGAUCUACCAGCACUUGCGCUGGUACACGAACCCGUCGGAGCAGCGUUGGAUAGUGCGAAUCCUGUUCAUCGUGCCGAUCUACGGCUGCUACAGCUGGAUAUCUUUGCUGUUCUUCAAUGGCGAUUCGUAUUACGUCUACUUCUUCACCGUCAGAGACUGCUAUGAAGCCUUCGUGAUCUACAGCUUCCUCUCGCUCUGCUACGAGUACCUAGGCGGCGAGGGGAACAUCAUGUCCGAGCUGCGCGGCCGGCCGGUGCGCGCCUCCUGCGUGAACGGCACCUGCUGCCUCUCGGGCGCCACAUACACCAUCGGCUUCCUGCGCUUCUGCAAGCAGGCCACCCUGCAGUUCUGCCUGAUUAAGCCCGUCUGCGCGUUCAUCAUCAUCUUCCUGCAGUCCGCCGGCCACUACCACGACGGCGACUGGAGUCCUAACGGCGGCUACAUCUACAUCACCAUCGUGUAUAACUUCUCGGUCAGUCUCGCCCUCUACGGCCUCUUCCUCUUCCUCGGCGCCACCAGGGAGAUGCUGAAGCCCUUCGACCCCGUGUUGAAGUUCUUCACCGUGAAGUCUGUCAUCUUCCUUUCGUUCUGGCAAGGCGUGGCGCUCGCGAUCCUCGAGAAGGCGGAGGUGAUAUCGCCGAUAGUGGACGCGAACGGCGUGCCCACCACGGCGGGUACCGUCUCCGCCGGCUACCAGAACUUCCUCAUCUGCAUCGAGAUGCUGGCGGCGGCGGUGGCGCUCCGCUACGCGUUCCCCGCCGCCGUGUACGCGCACGCGCACCGCGACCCCCACCGCUCCGUCACCAUGCAGUCCAUCUCGAGCAGCCUCAAGGAGACAAUGAACCCGAAGGACAUCAUGACAGACGCUUUCCACAAUUUCCACCCGCAGUACCAACAGUACACGCAAUACAGUUCUGAUGUCACAUCUCACCUGCCUUAUGAGAAAUUA